AUGGACUUGUUCACAUUUUGGAUUAAGAAAGCAUAGACUUUUGGUUUUCUCUCAUAUUCUCUGCUCUGUUCUAUAAAGAUAAUGAAUAAAAUGGUUGUGAUGAUGGAUGUUUAUAACGAGAGAUCCAAGGGGAGAAUCAUUAGAACCGUUGCUAACUUCCAUGGGGUUACAACGAUUACCAUGGACUCAAAGGAUGGAAAACUAACGGUGAUUGGAGACUUUGACAGCAGUAAGAUCCUCACCAAACUCAAAAGGAGAUGGAUUAAUGCUGACAUGGCCACAUUUGGACCUUAUGAUCCCAAAAAAGAAGCCGCUGCUGUAGAGAAGAAGAGGAUGAAAGAAAGGGAACGUGAGAGGUUGUUGGAGGCUUCCCGUGGAAACUAUUGUCUUUGUGGUCCUACUACGCAGCAUCAGAUUUGUGUAUGCAAUCAGGAACCUUACCACCAAGGCUGCAUAAUCUCCUAAGAGUUUCAGGUGAAUAAAAAACAUAUGGUUAUAACCUUUAUUAUUUGUUAGAAUUGGAUUUCGAAAAAGUGUUUCAAAGGACGCGUACUGAUAUUUCAAUAUUAAUUUAGCUGUGUUGUG
This is a messenger RNA of Brassica oleracea var. oleracea, 585 nucleotides long. RefSeq lists its product as uncharacterized. The transcript is spliced from 3 exons. The record is from RefSeq and is a predicted model, not a curated record. The coding region runs from base 82 to 465 and encodes 127 amino acids. Lineage: Eukaryota; Viridiplantae; Streptophyta; Magnoliopsida; Brassicales; Brassicaceae.